AUGAGCAAUCAACCAAAUAUAGCCGUAAUUGGGGCUGGAGUGGUGGGUCUGACGGUGGCUAAGUUGGUGCAGGAACAAUUCGUUGGCUCCAAUGUCACUGUCUUCGCCGAUAAGUUCUACGAGGAAACUACAAGUCACGUAGCCGCAGGAAUAUUUCGUCCAGGUACAUCUUUUAAAGGUCCGACAGUUGAAACUACGAAAAAGUGGAUUCAUGGUUCGUGGAGAUAUUGGAAUGAUAUAUUGAAGACUCCUGAAGCUACCAAAAGUGGAGUAAAGAGUGUAUCAGCUUAUAUAUUUUCUAAGGAAAAUGAACAUGUCACCAGAAAUUAUCUUAUCGACGAUUUGUUGCCCAUUUACAGAACUAUAAACGAAUCGGAAUACAAACUCGCCCCUAAGGGUACAAAAUAUGGAUCGUAUUUUUCGACUUUGUUAAUCGAAUGCGGUCGCUAUUUACCAUAUACGGCUGACUUGAUUGUUGGAAAAGGUGCCAAGCUAGUAAAUGGUAAAAUCGAAAAUUUCGCAUCACUAUCCAAAUUUGGUAACUUUGAUUUAGUUUUUAAUUGCGCUGGUUUGGGUGCGAAAUAUUUGUGCAAUGAUCAUGAUUUAGUGCCUAUUAGGGGUCAAGUGCUCAAGGUUAAAGCGCCGUGGGUUAAAACGGCCUUUUAUGGUGACUAUGACACGUAUAUCAUCCCAGGAUUCGAUGGUAUUGUUACGUUAGGUGGGGUUAGGCAGUACGACAGUUACAAUUUAAACUACUGUCGAUUUGAUGCAGCUGCGAUUAUGGAGCGCUGUUAUGAUAUGUUGCCAAGUUUGAAGGACGCUGAGGUGGUCUCUCACAAAGUAGGUUUGCGUCCUCACAGAACUCCAGUUCGUGUUGAGGCGGAGAUUAUAAAUGGGGUGAAAGUCGUCCAUUGCUAUGGGCACGGUGGUUACGGUGUUAUGACAGCACCGGGCACGGCUCAGCAUGCUGUUGAAAUAGGACUUGAUUUACUUAAAAGCAAUAUAAAGAAUAAGUUGUAA
Arctia plantaginis is the source of this 1020-nucleotide messenger RNA. The record is from the annotation of a GenBank genome assembly. Lineage: Eukaryota; Metazoa; Arthropoda; Insecta; Lepidoptera; Erebidae.